UAGGCUCACGUGGAAGAAAGUGGCAGUAGAAACAAAACAACUGUCACUCGACAAAAUUUCCAUGAAAUGUAGUCUUUUUUAAGUAGUUUUAUUAUUUUUCCAAGACGUAAGUAUAAUCCGAUGCUGCUGAAUAAUGGCAACUCCAGCUAUUCGGAUGUUUCGGAAGUUAGAGGGCCUGUUCUGUGUCUACAAACCUUCUGGUGUUCACUGGAAACUGGUACGGGACAGCAUCGAGACAAAUCUUCUUAAAGGUUUGAAUGCUGCGCCUUCCCAGCCACUUCCCCGCGAGGUUCGACUCUUAGCACAACCCAGACAUGAGAGUGAAGCGUCCAAAGGACUCACGGUAUCAGCAGUAUCGGUUCCCGUACUGUCCAAGCACCCUCUGGUCACAGGACCUGAAUUCCAGCAUAUUCGAGUUGGAGUCGGACAUCGCCUCGAUACUUUCUCCUCGGGUGUUCUAGUUCUUGCUGUUGGGAAUGGAAACAAGGCGCUGAAUGAUUUCUACACCACAAGAGUGACGAGGGAUUAUACCCUGGAGGCUGAAUUUGGAACUGCAACAGAUAAUUUCACUAACACAGGUCGAGUUGUGGAAAGGUCCACUUAUGAUCACAUCACACAGGAUAAGCUGGAGAGAGUUCUGUCAAUGCUGGAGGGAGUCAACCAAAAAACGUUGUUGACGUAUUCCAACAUAGACAUGCGCUCACAGGAAGCCUAUGAGCUGGCUGCGCAAGGUUUACUGGGUCCAGAGGGGAAAUCGACACCCAUCUUGACCGGCUUGCGUUGCAUUCGCUUCCAGCCUCCCAACUUCACAUUAGAGGUGCAGUGUCUAAAUGAGACUCAGAAGUAUCUGCGUAAAAUUGUGCAUGAGAUAGGACUGGAACUGCGUAGCACAGCAGUGUGUAAUGGAGUACGACGCACCAGAGACGGACUUUUUACCCUACAGGACGCUCUGAUCCAUCACCACUGGACUGCUGCUGAUGUCAUGCAAGCCAUCCAGUUGUAUCAUUCCACUAAGAAAAAUAAAAAACGUUCAAAGGCAACGAACAAGACAUCUGCAUUACAAACAUCUGAAGACAAUAUCACAGAAACUCAACAAAGUGAAAUUAAUGAAGGAGUGGCUAGGUAGAUUGUGUAAAAUAACUAGUCACUUAAGGCCUAUCAUUCACCUAUGACCCGAUCAAAAAAAUUUUUUUAUGACGCUGCAUAACUUCCCACAGUUUAGCUCAGUCAGGAAAGAGGUUUGCAGACUAGAAAUCCCGGUGAACAUUUGACCGUGAUUUGUAUACAGGAUGUGUAUACAAAUAACUGUAAACAGUUAAAGCAAUACUUCUGUAAAACCCAUUGAAUUAAACCCAGAAGUCUGCACAUAUCAAUCGAUAUAAAAUUCACUGUGGUGGAAAACAAAAACUGUAUUUUGCAAUGCUGUAGUAUUGCUUAAUUCCUUAAUGUUAAUAUUAUUUCUUAUGUUCUGAAUGAAUUUACAAUAAUAAAGACCAAAAAGAAUGCA
Messenger RNA from Neolamprologus brichardi, 1507 nucleotides. It is a transcript of the gene trub2, whose product is annotated as TruB pseudouridine (psi) synthase family member 2. NCBI's taxonomy places the organism in Eukaryota, Metazoa, Chordata, Actinopteri, Cichliformes, Cichlidae. Gene Ontology annotation, biological process: pseudouridine synthesis; RNA processing. The record is from RefSeq and is a predicted model, not a curated record. Gene Ontology annotation, molecular function: pseudouridine synthase activity; RNA binding.